UUUCAGAUUUGACCAGAGUUACCCGUUUAUAGCCCGUAUAUAUUAUAUCUAGUUUGUUGCCUGUCACACACCUCAAACCCCAAUUUCCGUUUGGUUCUCGGAAAUAGCAAACUAUCACAUGCAUUGACGUGAGAACUUGUGGGGGUUGGUAUCCAUACACAUUUACUUUGCUGCCCAUUUUGGUUUUGUUUCUCUAUCAGGAUGGGCUCUUCUGAAAGUAUCGUCAAAUUGAAUGUUGGCGGAACUGUGUUCGUGACUUUGAAAUCAACUUUGACUAAACAUCAUGGAAUCUUCAAAGCGUUGGUCAAAACCGAAAUGCCUGCUGAAGAUGGCGAUAGUUUCUUCAUCGACCGCUCUCCGAAGCAUUUUGAAACGGUGCUGAAUUAUAUAAGAUCCGGCGAUGUUGAUCUUCCAGACUCCGAGAAUGAACUGAAAGAACUGAAAAGGGAGGCGGAAUACUAUUCGUUAGAAAAGCUGGCAACGUUGUGCCAAUCUUCAAUGCCAAAGAUUAAAAGUUACAAAACGGCUGAUGAACUGUUAAACAUGAUUGCGAACACCAAGAAGGUGGUCGUUGUUAUUCACUACCUCGCUUAUAAAAAUCAGCUACACACCAUCCCUCUUGGAUUUAAAUUUUCCGAGUUUGUAGAGAGAAAUAAGGAUAAAGCGGAAGUGUUUAUUUAUGAGAUAAAAGACGAAGAGGAGUUGAAAGAUAAACCGUACGUAGAUGAUCCCAAUCGUGUUUGGAGUUUUUGUAUCUUCAACUCCGAGUGGUCAGAAAAUUAUCCGCUCAAAUCUUUGCGGGACAUACAAGUGCAGUUAGACUGCUUCGGAGAUUUCUAAGACCCUCAAAAUCGAUCAAAUUUAUAAAUUAACCGGCAUCUGAAAAUUUACAUACAUUAUCUUUAUUUUAUUAUAUGAAAGUAUAUAUUAUUA
Caenorhabditis elegans is the source of this 933-nucleotide messenger RNA. Its product is annotated as BTB domain-containing protein. Gene Ontology annotation, biological process: protein homooligomerization. Bases 202 to 840 code for a protein of 212 amino acids. The record is from RefSeq and is marked reviewed. The transcript is spliced from 4 exons. Lineage: Eukaryota; Metazoa; Nematoda; Chromadorea; Rhabditida; Rhabditidae.